Molecule: messenger RNA, 938 nt
Organism: Daldinia caldariorum
Lineage: Eukaryota; Fungi; Ascomycota; Sordariomycetes; Xylariales; Hypoxylaceae
Product: ubiquitin carboxyl-terminal hydrolase
Exons: 3
Coding region: 161-910 (249 amino acids)
Biological process (GO): ubiquitin-dependent protein catabolic process; protein deubiquitination
Cellular component (GO): cytoplasm
Molecular function (GO): cysteine-type deubiquitinase activity
Source: RefSeq, a predicted model, not a curated record
CCUGUCUUGUGAUGGCGGGGCAAUACAACAAUUAUUCGGACUCGUCACCAAAUACCAAAACCAAAACUUUCCUUAAGCAAGACAGGCUCUCAAGAAACGAAACUGUUCGAGAACCCCCGUUCUUCGAAGCAGAUAUAUAUCUACAGUUCACAUCAACACCAUGUCAACAGCCACGAACCCCGACCCGUCCCCCGACUCCCUCGCCUUCAUCCCGCUCGAAGCGAACCCAGAGCUCCUGACCUCCCUGCUGCACAAGCUCGGGUUGAGCAAGGCGCUCCAGAUCCACGACGUGUACUCGAUCACGGAGCCCGAGCUCCUCGCGUUCGUGCCGCGCCCCGCCCUCGCCCUGCUCCUCGUCUUCCCCGUCUCCGCCACCUACGAGUCCCACCGCCUCGCCGAGGACUCCACCGCCCCCGACUACGCCGGCUCCGGCUCCGGCGAGCCCGUGCUCUGGUACAAGCAGACCAUCCGCAACGCCUGCGGCCUCAUGGGCCUGCUGCAUGCCGUGUCGAACGGGCCCGCGCGGGGUUUCGUCGAACCCAACACGCCCCUCGACCGCCUAAUCAAAGCCUCCAUCCCGCUGCCCCCGCCGGACCGCUCCGCGCUCCUCGAGCGCACGCCCGAGCUCGCGGCCGCGCACCAGGAGGCCGCGGCCCAGGGCGCGACGGCGGCGCCCGACGCCCGCGACGACGUCGACCUGCACUACGUGUGCUUCGUGAAGAGCGGCCGCGAUGGUACCCUCUGGGAGCUCGACGGCCGCCGCAAGGGGCCCAUCGCCCGCGGCCAGCUCGCCGACGACGAGGACGUUCUUUCCGAGAAGGCCCUGCUGUGGGGCCCGCUGCAGUUCUUGGAGAGGGGCGGAGGCGAUAUGAGGUUUAGCUGUGUCGCGCUGGCGGGCGCGUUGGAUUAGGAUAUGUUAGGUUAGGUUAGGUUAGGUA